Vigna angularis (adzuki bean) is the source of this 552-nucleotide messenger RNA. RefSeq lists its product as uncharacterized. The record is from RefSeq and is a predicted model, not a curated record. The coding region runs from base 1 to 381 and encodes 126 amino acids. Lineage: Eukaryota; Viridiplantae; Streptophyta; Magnoliopsida; Fabales; Fabaceae. The transcript has 4 exons.
AUGAAAGAAUUGGCAUGUGAAAGGGAAUGCAGUAGGGGUGAGGAUUAUCGCGUCAUCAAACUCACGAUCACAGAUUUCAAUACAAAGAAAGAGCAAGCCACUGUUGUGGAGUGCAAAGGCCAUGAUGCUGCACGGUUCCACAGCAUUGAUCAUAUUCAUGGUUGGGGUAAGGAUAUCACUGGUAUGGUUGAACAAAAGGAUGGGAAGAAAAGAAUCUCUGUUUCAUUCGAGUGUGAGACACUGAAAGCCGAUAAAGCAGCAGAAGACCACAUCAAGAAAUUCAUGCCAAAGUUAGCUGGGAUGGAUGCUGUUGUUAACAUAGGAAAGAUGAAAAUUUCUGGGUUGGAUUUUGGAGCAGAGGAAGAUGAAGAGACUGAGUAGAAAAAAAAUGAUAUUUUGUAACUAGUUUAUGUCCAUUAAGAGACUGAAAGAAAGAGUGAAAUGACAUGAUUUGAGCAAAUCAUGCAGAACAUUGUUUUGUAGAAAGGUAUGAAUGUGUGGUUUGCCUAAAAGUUCAUCCUUAAUUGAAGAAAAUAGGUUCUCCAUUCCCAG